UUGGCGUGAUAUGCUUACGUCUGCUCUCGUGCUCUUCAGUAUCACAUCUCAAUUCGAACAAUCAGACGUAUAAAAACAUUCUUCGUAAUAUGUAUAACGCGAAAACACCUGAAUUCGAUUUGGUAGUUUUUGGAAAAAUAAUUAGCAUACAUUGAGAAUACGGGUUAAUAAAAUUCAGAUACGGUGUGAAUGGUGGCAGAAAAUAACAGCAACCUGUGAAUAACAAUCGAUAUCUGCAAACUUAUAUCAGGAUAGGCGAAAAUCAUAGCACCAAUCCUUGGAACUAUAUCCAGACGUUCAAAAAACCAGUACCCACGAUGCAGGAAAAUCAAAACUGCCAGAACGCGUUCGCCAUUCCUGAUGUGAAAAAUCAAGCUGUAAAAGAAAUUUUCCAACUUUUAAACGCAGGAGAAACCAAAUUCUGCAACCUACGCGAACUUGACGAGGCAACCCUGAUCUUAGGUAAUACCGGUGUUGGAAAAACCAUUUUCACUCAAAGAAUUGUCGGAUACGAAGCAUCUCUCCAAUCAGUUGAAGAUGGUUUGGACUACACGAUCAUAAAAACCAACAACAACGAGAAGAAUGAUAAAUCCUUUAUAACAUCCGAUACUGUAUUUCCAGAACAAUUCAAAGACAACAGUACUGGCGCUGUAUAUUAUGAUUUACCAGGCUUCCUGGAUACCAGAGGAGCAGCUAAUGAUAUAACUACAACUUACUUCAUCAAGAAAAUAGUCGAUAAUGUGAAACGAGUUCGAAUGCUGCUUUUGAUUAACCAUACUUCCUUAACUAACACAGGAACUAGAGAUGAUUUCAUAUUACUUUUAUUACACGUGACCAAAUUUGUUAAAAACAUCGAUAAAUACAAAGAUGGGAUCGUUCUUAUCGCGACAAAAGUUCAAUACCCUCAAAAAUCAGAUGAAAAUGUCAUCUCUUCGAUAGCCGCAUUUAUCAAAAAAGCUAAAAACGAUUUGCAACAAAAACCUAACAGCAAUGUAUACUACACCAAUGUAAUAAAACUUCUGGACAUAUUACUACAACAAGAUGGAAACACGUAUCCGAAAAUCGCAAUUUCUCGAUCUCCUGAUCAGAAAGGGCUUUUGAGUGAGAUUCCAAUAGUGCAGGAAAACAUCAAGAAACUAAAAAACAUGCUGUCGAAGAUGAAAUUUAUUGAAAAAAAUAAUUCCGAUUUCGGUUACAUCAUACCGAAGAAAUCGCUCAUCGAUAUUGAUAAUAUUAUGGAUGAAAUUGGUCGAAACGCUGCUGCCAGUGCUCGAGAAAUUAGUAAAGAAGUGCAGAAAUAUUUAUCUGCCGAGGAAGAGCGAUUUUACGAUAUCUCCAAAUUGUACAAUCUUACGAGUACCAGACAUGACGAAUUACAAAAAUUGAAAGAAAAGUCCAAUAAUCACCGAGAAAUUGAAAAAUGUGUGCGAGAAGUUGAUAACGGCGCAGCUUCGAUGAAUAUCACCUCAGUUAACCAGAAAAAAUUGAUCACAUACGGUGAUUAUCUGUCAUUUUUGCACGAAGUUAGCGAUCACGCCAUAAAUAACGAAUUCAAAUGUGCAGACGGAUUGCAAGAUGUACUUCAGUUUUCAUACAGGUCGAAAAAAUGGUAUCAUUUUUUGAAUAAAUUGUACGAAAGGUUAUCCGGUUACGAAAUACAAAGUGAUACUCUCAAUAGCCCAUGUUCCUCGUUUGCUGAUCAUGUCCUUAACCAUAUUGAGAGUAAAAAAAAUUCUGAAUUCAAAAUCGAUCUGGUUGCAUUGAAAAAAUGCUACCCAAAUUACGAAUCCGAAUUCGAAGAUAUAAAAAGUAUAAUAGUUGAUAAACCGAAAUUAGAAGCCUUGGGCAAGGUGCUGCGCAUGACAUUGAAAAUCAAUCUAUCAUGUACAUGUGAUCAUGACAAAUUAGUAAUAAAAGGGCAAUACGUUAAAAUCGGAGAUGUACCAAACAUUCAAAAAGCUCAUUGCAUAGGAAAACCUAAAUUCACCGAAAUCUUUGCAUUGAAUGAGAUAUUUAUUAACGAAGAUUUGGAUAAAACAGGAGCAGCACAACUCUCAAUUGUAGCUCCUGUAUGGAAUAUUCAGGGUACUCGCCGAAUCACACUUGAUGGUGAGUCUGCAAAAGCUCACUAUUCGGCAACAGCAUCUGAUGGAACGGGUUUAGGAGAUCGCGGCACAGAUGGUUCGCCUGGAUUACCUGGAGGUCCAGCAGGAAAUUUCUUUGGACUAGGUGAUACUUUUAAGAGUCUGCAAGGCCUUACAAUUUCUGUUAGGGGUGGUAACGGAGGACCGGGUCAAAAUGGGGGUGACGGUCUAAGGGGUCGGGAUGGUGCUGAUGCUCAGGACUAUGUUAGAAUAAGUAAGGAUGUUGGUGAUGCUAUUGGCAACGUCGUUAGCCUUGGGCUUCUCAUAAGAGGUACUCCAAAGUCCGAUAAAUAUAAGAUAUUAAAGUGGAAUGACAAUGGUUCAGAUUAUGAAAUCCUAGUCGGUGGUGAACAUGGCCAAAAAGGAGGAGAUGGUGGCGAUGGUGGUGCACACGGUCUUGGGGGAAACCCAGGUGAGAUCAAAUUCUUUUCUUUGGCAUCUUCCGAUACAAACGAUGUACAAAAAGUGAGAGGGGUUGGAAGCAAUGGUUCAGAUGGUGUAGGUGGUAAAGGUGCUGCAGGAGGAAAAGAUGGAAACCAUCUCAGAGUUGACGUACCAUGGUUAUUAAAAUGGUUUAGAAGUGUAAAAAAGUGGCCAGUUCCAAUUGACAGUCGAGCAGACAAUGGUGAUCGCGGUAGAGAUGGUUAUAAUACGGUGGGAAGAAAAUAUCCAGAACAUGGUGAAAACUUUUCAGAUCCAUGGAAUAUAGUGAACGAAUACAAGAAUUACGCGGGGCAAAACCUGGAACACAGUGUUCGAGAAUUAUUUCUAAUGGGUUUUCUUCGCAAAUUAGAGAAUGAUGCGCGUUUUCAAAACCACCACAGACAACGUCGUAAUAUAAAUCGCUCGGAUUCAACGCAAAUCAUUCAUCACAAAAAUGCACUUAGAGCAAAACAUAUCAGAAUUUCACGUACACUGAAGGCAAUCACGUUGAGCAACAAAAAGAGUAUUGACGAAAUUGAAAAUACUCCAAAUUCACAAAAUCUAGAUACAAAUAAAAUCAAUAGAGUCAUUGUAGAUGAUUUUUCUCCUGCAAAAAAUGCUGGUGUCAGAAUCAACUCACCUAUCAACUUUGCCGUCAACUUCGUGAGCAAUUUUUUCGGGAAAAUGCAGCUCUUGCAGCUCUUCAGCUUUGCCAAUAUAAUGAAUUACGGAUUGGCGAAAAGUAACAUCGAAUUCAUGUUCAGUGGUUCAAAACCUUCGCACGAUUACACCAAUACUGAAGGAAAUACUAACCACGUAAUGAAACCUGGAAAUUUUAACAUCAAUGAGUCACUGGUGUUGGCCAAUUUCGCAAUUCGUUGCGUAACAAAACAGAAAUUUUACAAUAGUGAAGAGAAAUCUAUGGAUUUAUCAGAGGUGAGAGCCUCUGUGCUCAAUAUUAUCACUGCAUUCGAAGAAAUACUCUGUGGUAUAUCAGCUGAGUACAAUUUACCUCCGGAAUCUUUGGAAUUCGAUCCAGUAACACUGAUUUCAAAACUUGAAAGGGAAAUAAUUAAUAAAAAUUACGAAAAUGUGGGGGAGAUAAUGUAUCAAACUAUUGACAGCAAUGUCUAUCUAGACCAUCCCCAGUCUCACGUUUUCAUACUGAGCAAACUUCAUGAAAUAUUGGAAAAACAGAAACACGAUUUUGAGGCUCGAAACACACAAAAUGAUGACCUUACAUCACAUAAUGCGAGCAAUGGUUUCAGAAUGGAAAUCUACGACAAUUGUAACAUGAAACAGAUUGAUGCAAGCCCCCAAAACUUUGAACAAAUAACCGCUUUUAAUUUAAAAUAAAACGUUUAAAUAUUAUGUACCUGUUUCAUAGGGCAAUGCCAUGUCAAAUCAAACAAGGACUGUAUGUACUAUGGAUCAUCAAUUUCAAUUUUUUUAAAAACAUUUUUCGUGUGUGCAUAGGCCAUCAAACGAUGAAAAAUUCAAUUCAACUUGAACUCUUUUUUUUUUUUUUUCUUUAAUUAGCUACAGGAUGUCUAACAAAAUUUCAAAAUGAAAAAGUAGGACUUCAGUAGAACUUUUAGCAGAACUU
Planococcus citri (citrus mealybug) is the source of this 4173-nucleotide messenger RNA. RefSeq lists its product as uncharacterized. Lineage: Eukaryota; Metazoa; Arthropoda; Insecta; Hemiptera; Pseudococcidae. The coding region runs from base 318 to 3923 and encodes 1201 amino acids. The record is from RefSeq and is a predicted model, not a curated record. The transcript is spliced from 2 exons.